Molecule: messenger RNA, 5537 nt
Organism: Cygnus atratus (black swan)
Lineage: Eukaryota; Metazoa; Chordata; Aves; Anseriformes; Anatidae
Gene: GTF2I
Product: general transcription factor IIi
Cellular component (GO): nucleus
Molecular function (GO): DNA-binding transcription factor activity
Source: RefSeq, a predicted model, not a curated record
CCUAGUCCAACCUGUUAUCUUGUGCCGUUGGUGCUGCAGGGUCCCCCACCCCCUAAUUUCUGUUCUGAAGCGCUCUGAGUCCUCUCAAAGGAACAGCUCGAUGCCAUUUUUCCAAUGUGUACACGUAUUAUCACCUGCAGUGGUUGUUAUUCGUGCUGCCCUGACAUGCCUGCACACUUCACAGCAUGCACAUCACCUUGGAGAACCCGAGCUGUGCUGCGAGCCCAGGUUCUGCAGGAGCAGCAAGGAGGAGAAUGGCCCAAGCUACAGCGCCAGCAGUGUCCAUCCACGAUGAGGACUCCUCUGAAAGCAGGAUGGUGGUUACGUUCCUCAUGUCGGCACUUGAGUCAAUGUGCAAAGAACUUGCCAAGUCCAAGGCAGAAGUGGCCUGUAUUGCUGUAUAUGAAACAGACGUAUUUGUAGUUGGAACUGAGAGAGGAAGAGCCUUUGUCAACUCUAGGAAAGAUUUUCAGAAGGAUUUUGUUAAAUACUGUGUUACGGAAGAGGAGAGGGCUGCAGAGCUGCAGAAAACAAAGACUGUACCACCUGUAAACAGGCUGACAGUGGAUAUCAUGGAACUGGAAGCUCUCAGAAAGUCUGUAGAGGACUUCUUCUGCUUUUGCUAUGGUAAAGCUUUAGGAAAGUCAACAGUAGUACCUGUGCCAUACGAGAAGAUUCAGAGAGACCAGUCUGCCGUGGUAGUGCAGGGCCUGCCUGAGGGACUUGCGUUUAAACAUCCAGCGAAUUAUGAUGUUUCAACCCUGAAGUGGAUUUUGGAAAACAAGUCAGGGAUCUCAUUUAUCAUCAAAAGGCCAUUCCUAGAGCCAAAGAAACACCUAGGAGCUCAUAUGACAGAUCCUUCACAUUCAAUUAUACCUCCAGGUGGAAGUUGUCCUCCUAUUCAAGUGAAAACGGAACCAAAUGAGGAUUCUGGAAUUUCACUGGAAAUGUCAACAGUAACAGUGAAGGAGGAAUCGGAGGAUCCUGACUACUAUCAGUAUAAUAUUCCAGGCCCUUCCGAAACAUCAGAGAUGGAUGAAAAAAUUGCUCUAGCAAAAAGUUACACAGAUUCCUCCCAGCACACCCCUUCAGAAACAAGUGAGGAUCCUGAGGUUGAGGUCACCAUUGAAGAUGAUGAUGACUACUUGCCCCCUAACAAGAGACCGAAGAACACUGAGUCAGCGAAUGAAGCUGCCAAUACUGGGAGAAGAAAAGUGAGAGAAUUCAAUUUUGAGAAAUGGAAUGCUCGAAUUACGGACUUGAGAAAGCAAGUUGAAGAACUGUUUGAGAGAAAAUAUGCUCAAGCUAUAAAAGCUAAAGGUCCGGUGUCUAUCCCAUACCCACUCUUCCAGUCACACGUGGAAGACCUUUAUGUGGAAGGUCUGCCAGAAGGAAUUCCCUUCCGAAGGCCAUCCACGUAUGGCAUUCCCCGUCUUGAGAGGAUACUUCUAGCGAAGGAGCGGAUCCGGUUUGUGAUUAAAAAGCAUGAGCUUUUGAAUUCGACAAGAGAAGAUGUACCCUUGGACAAACCAGUUGCAGGAGUGAAAGAGGAGUGGUAUGCUAGAAUCACCAAGCUGAGGAAGAUGGUAGAUCAACUCUUCUGUAAGAAGUUUGCCGAGGCAUUGGGGAGCACCGAGCCUAAAGCUGUCCCAUACCAGAAAUUUGAGGCCCAUCCAACUGACCUCUAUGUUGAAGGUCUGCCAGAGAACAUUCCCUUUAGGAGUCCAUCCUGGUAUGGGAUCCCUCGCCUUGAAAAAAUAAUUCAAGUGGGCAACAGAAUAAAAUUUGUAAUCAAAAGGCCGGAGCUACUAACCCUCAGUUCAACCGAAGUUAUUCAACCCAGGACAAACACACCAGUGAAAGAAGAUUGGAAUGUUAGGAUCACAAAGCUAAGAAAGCAAGUAGAAGAGAUAUUUAAUAUGAAAUUUGCCCAAGCUCUGGGGCUUUCAGAGGCAGUGAAGGUUCCCUAUCCUGUAUUUGAAUCAAACCCUGAGUACUUGUACGUCGAAGGCUUGCCAGAAGGAAUCCCCUUCCGGAGUCCCACAUGGUUUGGAAUUCCACGCCUUGAAAGAAUUGUCCGUGGGAGUGGCAAAAUCAAAUUUGUUGUUAAAAAGCCUGAGCUUGUCACUUCCUAUUUGCCACCAGGACUGGCUAGUAAAGUAAACACUAAAGCAAUGAGUCCAAAGAGUUCAAAAAGAUCACGGAGUCCUGCAAGCAAUUCAAAGGUCCCGGAGAUAGAAGUUACUGUUGAUGAAGGUCUCAAUAAACCACAAGCAACAGAUGUUCGAACUAAUUCUCAAACCAAUGGGUCCAAUGUGAGUUUCAAGCCACGAGGAAGAGAAUUUUCUUUCGAGGCAUGGAAUGCCAAAAUUACUGAUCUAAAGCAAAAAGUUGAAAAUCUUUUUAAUGAAAAAUGUGGGGAAGCGCUGGGGCUGAGUGAACCAGUGAAGGUGCCGUUUGCGUUAUUUGAAUCCUUCCCGGAGGUUUUCUAUGUGGAAGGCCUACCAGAGGGAGUGCCAUUCCGACGACCUUCUACUUUUGGAAUUCCAAGACUAGAGAAGAUCCUGAGAAACAAAUCUAAGAUAAAAUUCGUUAUUAAAAAGCCUGAGAUGUUUGAGGCGGCAGUUAAGGAAAGUUCUGCUAAAAGUCCCCAGAGGAAAAAUAAUUCAUCUAAUAUAGCCAAUACAGCAAGCUCCACAAUGAAUACAGUGGUAAACACAGCUGCAGGUGUUGAAGAUCUCAACAUCAUUCAAGUAACUAUACCAGAUGAUGAAAGUGAGCGGCUUUCAAAAGUAGAAAAGGCCAGACAAUUGAGAGAGCAAGUAAACGAUCUGUUUAGCCGGAAAUUUGGUGAAGCCAUUGGUAUGAGUUUUCCUGUGAAGGUCCCGUACAGGAAAAUCACCAUCAACCCUGGCUGUGUGGUGGUGGAUGGGAUGCCUCCUGGCGUGGCAUUUAAAGCUCCCAGUUAUCUGGAAAUCAGCUCGAUGAGGAAGAUUUUGGAAUCAUCGGAGUUUAUCAAGUUUACUGUCAUUCGACCAUUUCCAGGACUUGUGAUUAACAACCAGCUGAUGGAAAAAGCUGAAGCAGAAGCACCACCACCACCAGCAGCACCCGUGCUACCAGAGCCAGCUGAACCAAGCCAAAUAGAAGUAUCUGUAGGAGAUGUUACAGAAACAGAGGAAAGUUCUCAAAUAAAGCAAGAACCAGACCCAACGUGGUAGACCUCAUCAGUACUACGUCAGAAGCACCCAGUUCUGUGAAGAGCUUGUCAGGCCUGUCCUGAUCCGUGUAAUAUAACUGUAUAAGAGAAGUACCUUCUAUACAAACCCUUUUUGUACUUUUAGAUAGAAAUGUCUACUUUUUCAGCAGUUCUGUGAAUUGACUUAAUGCAAAGAAUGACUGUAGAUUUGGAAUGGCUGGUUUUACUUUGGAAUAUAUCGUGAGGACUAAAUAUGAUGCAGCAAUGCUGGGGAGAUGACAACGAUUAAAAUCAACAGGGACUUAACAGAGGCUGUCUGCGUUUCCCAAUAAAGCUGAACUUCACUGUACCUGAAUGCAUCUCAGCUUUUGUAAUGAAGAAAAAAAUCCUUCAAGUAGUUCAGUUUGUUAGUUUUACUUUGAGAAAACAAAUCACUAAUUUUUAGUUAUCACUCCUUUAAUGGCUGCUUGGACAAUAGUAUCUGUAUAUUUGAACUAAUUUUUCCUAUACCUACCACAAUUCAUAUGUUUUUCAUAAAUAAAAGAUGAACUGGUUCACUUGACCGUUAGUAUGCAUUAAUGAGGUGGACAGUAUUUCAGCGUGUGGAUUAGGAACCAAUUGAACCCUUCUGUAGUUUGUUCUGUUAACUCGAAGUAGUAACUGCAUGUUUUAUCAGAGUAUCAUGGUUUGUGUAUGAAGGGUCUGGUCCUGCAGUCCCGAUAUAGGCAAAACUCACGUGGACCUGUGCAAGAGCUUUUCUUCCGAAGGCUGGGGGGUAAAGCCUUGCUGUUCAUCUAGAGCUAGUUAUGGAACCUUACACUACAAGCUGCUCCAAGUCCUCCUGUGUCAAAAGUUAAGUCCCCUACAGUCCUGGUUACGCCGCACAUGAUGUAAGAGACUCAUGUAUGCAUUUUUUUUUGAAGUUUCAGAAACCAUAAAUUUGUAAGGUUCUGGCUAUAUGAUACUCUCUAUAGAGAAGAUAGAGAUUAUUGUAAAGGUUUCUCUUUCAUUGGCAUGAGUUUGGGAUGACUACAUUAUGCACAAAUACUAAACCUUAUUCCCUCAUUAAGAAAUAAAGACAUUUCUGAUGGUUUUCACGACUGUCCGUGCAGUAUACGUUUAUAUGUGAAGUCCUAGCAGUAAUUUUGUCGGCAGGUAGAAUACACUACAGCGUAGCUACUAAUUCCAGUGAAGAAAGUAAGUUCCUGUCAUGUCCUUCAGACAGAAAAGCGGCUCUGGGUGGGUGAGGUUGUUGCAUCUAAAAGAAAAACUUUGAAGACUUGAAUGCAGUUGGACAUGGUGUCUGUUCCCAGGAACACACAGCAGGAGCAAGCUGAAACUCGGCAGAUCAGUUCAGAGCAGCUCCUACUCUGCCAUUCUAGAGGCAAGGGAGAGCUACAGCCCAUGUGCAGGUGCUCUCACGAUUGCUUGGGGUAGGUCUCGGUGCUCCCACUGAAAUAUUGGAUGUUGUGCUGUUGGUGGCAGCAGCAGCAGGGUUAGCUCCACGCUGAACCAUUACUUUACCAGACACUCUCAGUUACGUACCUCCAGAAAUAGGUUGUUAAUGGAGUGACAGCCAGUUUCACGAUUGCUGCUAAAAAUUUUUAGAGUGGGGAAAUGAGUUCAUGCAGCCUUCCUUGGGCUCCCGACUUCCCCUUUUGAAAAAGCAGAAGGAUGGUCUGUCCCUUCUUCACUCUCAGCCCUAUUCGGGAGGCACUCUGCACAGCUGUCUGCCCAGCAAGGCUAAAUAUUGCUAACAGAGCUGCCAGUGCUGCCACAAAUGGAGGGAGAGGCAUCAGAACAAAAGAACUGAGAAUUAAGGAGUUCAGACUGCUGCCUUGCAUGGAUGUCCUGCGGAUGUAUCAUGUACUGUGCGUACGAGAGCUUAAAAAAUGAAGCGAAAACUGAUGACAGCGGUUUAACUGGAAGUACUGGAGUAAUUCCAUGAUGCUGGGAGCUCGGGUAGUGGUGUGCCUCGUGUCCGUCCCGCUGGGGAGUUUCGAUUAGUGCCAAUGUGCACAUCAGCAUCAACACUGAAGUCUCUUUUUGGUCUCAGACAUUUUGAGUUAUAACCAGUAGAGAGAAAUUAGACUGACAAAAUAAUUGCACCAAUAUUUAUACCUUCUAAAUAUCAAUUUUAUAUUAAAAAUGAUAUAUCUCUAUAUAUAGUCCUAACAGGUAGCAGACUUUUAAGAUGUUGACCUUGUAUGAAAAUCACACUCGUUUCCAAACUAAUAAUACAUGAGGUUUGUCACUCUUCGGGCAUUGACUGAUAAUGCCCUAAAAAGCCUUGGCUGUACUAAUUAACAAGCAAAUAAAUAAAAUUGCAACAACUUAA